Dicrocoelium dendriticum is the source of this 345-nucleotide messenger RNA. The record is from the annotation of a GenBank genome assembly. Lineage: Eukaryota; Metazoa; Platyhelminthes; Trematoda; Plagiorchiida; Dicrocoeliidae.
AUGCCAACAUACUGCGGAAUGCAACGUUCACUUUUGGAAAAUACUUCGAAUAAAAGUUGCAGCCUAUACAGGUGGCUUUACGAUUCGCGAACGGAAGAGUUAACCUGCGUGUGUACAGUAAACGAUUCCACAACAGUAAACGGACAGCUGCUACAGAUUGGUACAGCAAGAGCGAUUCCUUCGAUAUCGGCAUCCAAGUUUAGAGAACAAUUUGAACUGAAGAUUGUGACUGAAUUGCCGCCCGUGAAAACCGUUCAUAAUCUUGUGAGUGCAGCUUUGCAAAACUUUAAUGCUCACCCUGAACCAAUAAAACAAAUGACUAUAGAGCCGUGCCGAUUUCGUUGA